Molecule: messenger RNA, 1200 nt
Organism: Fusarium oxysporum Fo47
Lineage: Eukaryota; Fungi; Ascomycota; Sordariomycetes; Hypocreales; Nectriaceae
Product: PAP2 superfamily-domain-containing protein
Exons: 5
Coding region: 1-1200 (399 amino acids)
Biological process (GO): phospholipid metabolic process
Molecular function (GO): phosphatidate phosphatase activity
Source: RefSeq, a predicted model, not a curated record
AUGUCCUCGUAUCACAAGAUGCCGGAUAUCAUCCCUACUUCAAACAUGCACUUCUCGGUGAAGCUUUUCAUAUCUUACGCUUUCGACUGGGCGGUCCUUAUCAUCGUCUUAGUGGUCUCGGUGGUCGUAGGCAACCUCACGCCCAAUAAGCGAGACUUCUCCUUGGUGAACCCCUACAUCUCGCACGUCGCUCAUCACUUUCUACUACAAAUCGGCUUCGCUAACUUUCAUGGGCAAUCAGGCACGGUACCAAACAACACACCUUCGAGUUUAAUAUGGAGGCGAAAGAUAUGGGAGCUUCAUGUAGGCCUGUUGGGGCUUGCAUUGUCUUUCGUUUCUGUGUUCUUCUUCGUGCAAUGUAUGAAGAACCUGUUAGGCAAACCCCGACCCAAUAUGCUGUCGAGAUGUGAGCCGGAUGUCGCCAACGCUAUGAAGUACCUUGCGGCAGGGUAUGCCAAUAGUCUAGCGGAUGGACGAAUAUACUCAGCCGACAUUUGCCAACAGAGAGACUCGGCGAAGCUCAACGAAGGAUUCCGAGCAUUUCCUAGUGGGCACUCUUCGAUAAGUGCUGCAGGACUUGUUUACUUGACUCUGUUCCUUGCGAGCAAGUUGGCUGUCAAUAUCCCGUUCAUCCCGCCGAGCAUGAAAUGGAGACACGAGGCAUUUCCAUCGCGAUCCGGGGACUAUGAGCAGUCAGCAUCUUCUUCCGCGACGCAUAACGGACGGAACCUGGAGAUCCAGUCACAGCGCCGCCAGGCUGCCGGCGCCCCUUUGUAUCUCUUGGUCCUUAUUAUCGUACCUUUUGCUCUAGCCGUCUACAUCAAUUGCUCGAGAUGGUUCGACUACCAACACGACGGCUUCGACAUCAUUUUCGCUUUUCUAAUGGGCACUGUUGCAGCGUAUUACAGCUUCAGAUUCUAUCAUCUGCCCAUUGCAGGAGGAGCUGGCUGGGCUUGGAGGCCGAGAACUCACGAUAGGGCAUUCUGGGCUGGUGUUGGUAAGCUUGGCUAUGUAGGGGAUACUGGUGAGAAUCAUCAUGCUGCCGCAGCUGUGGCAGAUAGGACUCAUAGCCAUUGGAGUUCACGAGAUCAGUCAAAUUCACGCGAACACCAAGGAGAUGAUAUCGAGCUGCAGGGGGGUGCACUGGGCAGGGUCACAGGCUCUUUUAGAUAUUUCACGGGGAAAUUCGCCAUUUCUUAG